Messenger RNA from Dothidotthia symphoricarpi CBS 119687, 870 nucleotides. RefSeq lists its product as uncharacterized. The annotation marks the transcript as partial. Gene Ontology annotation, cellular component: mitochondrion. The transcript has a single exon. NCBI's taxonomy places the organism in Eukaryota, Fungi, Ascomycota, Dothideomycetes, Pleosporales, Dothidotthiaceae. The record is from RefSeq and is a predicted model, not a curated record.
AUGCAACCUCUCCUCCGCCCGACGUGGCUCAAACAAAAAUCGCUCCUUCCGUGGCUCCCCCGAACCACGCCGCAAAACUUCGUCCCGCUCCGAAUCGCAACCACGUCCGUCAGAAAUGCUGCGCCCGUAGACGUGCCCAAGAUUGUCAUAACAGCAGGCUCUCAAAAACAUAAUUCAUUGCCCUCGUUCCUUAAAUAUGCGAGGCGUACACGCCUCCCACCCUUAUCCACCGUCUUUGUGGGCACUCAUUAUGAGUAUGUGUCAGCGCUGGCUCUGCAGCGUCUAGGGUUUUCUCUUCUACGAGUCGGGCGCAGAUUUGAUGCUGGCAUCGAUCUCAUUGGUCAUUGGGUGUUGGCGCCGCUGCGAGAACCUCUGCCGGUAAUUAUCCAAUGCAAGGUACGACAACUUACAGCCUCCCCCAUGCACAUCCGCGAGCUGGAGGGAUCCUUCCAGGGAGUACCUCCUAUCUGGCGGAACAAAGCGGUGCUUGGCUUGCUGGUCACAACCAAAAAGGCGACCAAGGGCGUAUUGGAAGCCAUGGGGAAGAGUCAUUGGCCUAUGGGUUUCUUGUUGAUCUCGCAGGAAGGGACCAUUCAACAAUUCUUAUGGAAUCGUGCAGCAUCAGAAAGAGGACUCGAAGGGGUGAGCGUGACUGUCCGACAUACACCGCGGGCGCAUCUGCCCGAGUUUGGACGAUCGAAUGCAGGAGACGGAGGUGCGGGGAAGAAGGAAAGAACAAAACCUGCUGCUCGUUUCCAGAAUUCAGGCACAGAGAAAGACAUCCAACUGACAUGGAUGGGCUCUCCCAUUUUUCCCGACAGAGGAGAUGUGCUCGAUCGAGAGACAGUCAAAUUGAUGGGCGACGUCGUC